UUUGGCCAAGCGUGGACCGACUAUAACAGCAUCAGCAGUAGAGUGCUGUCACAGUAAAGAGCGGCUUUUGCGGACUUCAGAUCCUAACGUGACCAGAACCCGAGAUGAACGCGGCGGCGCUGUAUCUCCUCCUCACGCUCUGCGCGUGCUCUGCCUCAGACUCUUACCCUAAAGCCCAGAAUAUCAUUUGGCAGUCAACAAACUUCAAGACUGUGCUCACGUGGGAGCCCAAGCCGACAGACGCUUAUUCCUACACGGUGGAGUACUCUGUUAUUGGUGCGGACCGACAGAGGAACCCCCACUGUAUCCGCUCCUCAACCUCAUGGUGUGAUCUGUCCAGCUCCCUGACCGACCUGAAAGCCAACUACACAGCCGACGUCCUGUCCGAACCCCCCCGGGGGGUCACGUCUGAUCUCACCGAGCCGCCUUACAGCACCUCGCCGCGAUUCUGCCCCUACAAAGACACUGACAUAGGCAGGCCUGACUUCAAACUGCAGGUCAGUGAAGAUGGAAGUAAGAUCACCUUGUACGUGACCGACCCACUCACCAACCUAUUCCAAGAUGGCCGCCAGCGUACCAUCAGGGACAUCUUCUCCGACGACCUGCAGUACCUGGUCACGUAUCGGAAGAGUGAAAGCACGGGCAAGAAGCAGCACAAGUCCAAAGACAGCGUGAUCGAGCUCACGGGUCUGGACAAAGGGGAGAGCUACUGCUUCAACGUCCAGGCCUACAUCCCCAGCCGCAGGACCGACAAGCAGCUGGGAGAGAUGAGCCAAACGCACUGCUCCAAUGUGGAGAACAAGUCCAUCUUUGACGUGUAUUCGACGGGCUCCAUCGCCGCCGGCGUCCUCCUCGUCCUGCUGCUGAUCGGAGCGGCGAUCGCUGUGGCGGUGGUCUGCUACAGGCGCCGGACAAACGCACGGAUGAACGGCCAGGACAAAGUGACGCAGGGUGUGUAGAGUGUGUGUCCCGUCACACACACUCACACACACACACACUGGGCACAAACGGUACGACGGAGCUGGAGCGCAGAGCUACACUAGUUUUAACUUCCACUGUCAAACACUGGAAUCAAUCUGUCGUUUAGUUUCUGUGAAACUGCUCUUGAAUGUGUUGGAGAUUCACUGUUUAAUGCUGCAGAUAAGGAGACUUUAGGGAGCACUGUUAAAAACUGCUAGUAUUAUUCCAUCGUCUUGCUGAACCUGUAAUAAUCCAUUCCUUGGCUUUCCUGUUUGGUGAGUGGUACCUGUUUAGAAAUACUACCAGCUACUUUUAUUUAUUUUAUUUCAUAGUUUUACUUGAAUUGAUCGCCCUUUUGUGGAUGAUUUUGAUGCUGGGGAAAAGCUACACUUUAUAGAAAAUCAAGACAACUAUUAUUUUUGUAUCCGAUGCCUAAUUUAUUGUUUAUUGAAACUAACUUUUUUGUAUAUGAUGCUGUUUUUACUGUUGAAAAAGCAAUUUGUUAUAUGAGGAAAAAUUGAAGUAGUAAUAAAUAUUUUACAUAAUUUGAA
Molecule: messenger RNA, 1511 nt
Organism: Betta splendens (Siamese fighting fish)
Lineage: Eukaryota; Metazoa; Chordata; Actinopteri; Anabantiformes; Osphronemidae
Product: tissue factor-like
Exons: 6
Coding region: 105-959 (284 amino acids)
Biological process (GO): blood coagulation
Cellular component (GO): membrane
Molecular function (GO): protein binding
Source: RefSeq, a predicted model, not a curated record